UCGGAGGGUCAGCAAGCACUCAUAGAAACCCCGUCCUUCGCCUCCACAAUGCUCUACCGAUAUGGACUUUACCUCCUCCUCUUGGCCUCGCACUCGUUCCGGUCAGCAAUUGCGGAGGACAUUGUCACCCGCUUUGACCGAAUAUCGCCAUUUUCGCCUCACCUUACACCCUACCCCUUUUUGCCACGAGAGCAUGAGCCAUCAUUGCCACCCAUUAAUGCGCAUAGUCGCCGCGCAAAUUCCCAAUUUGACAUCACAUUUGUGUGUCCAAACGCUCCCCAACAAACCUGUCGAUUCGCUCAACAAGGGUUUGAAAAUGCUGGACAGUACAUUUCGCAAAUGAUUUCGAUCAAAGAGAGGGUCAGAGUUCAUGCCACAUUUAGAAGCUUUUGUAACGGAAGACGAAAGGACAGAUGUGGGGAUAUGGGGAACACGUUAGGGAUGGCGCUGCCUGCCGCCUAUUUUCCGGCUCGGCCUAAAGCGCAAUCUGCUACAGGUGAUGACACGGAAAACACUCGUUUUUAUUUAUACCCUCAAUCUCUCGUCAAGCAAAGCAAGCAUGACACUAAGCUAGACUAUGCACCUUACGACAUUAUGGCUGAAUUCAACUCGGAUUUCGACUUUUGGUUCAAGUCUUCAGGACAGACGAUUGGCCCGAACCAGACCGAUUUUGAGUUCGUAGCUACCCACGAGUUUACCCACGGAAUGGGUUGGGAUACCUCAUUGGUACCGUUUUCGGUGAUGUACAAGGAUUUUUCAUCGACGCAGAAUCCCUACGUUGCGCCACAAUUGUAUCUACACGGCCCAAUCGCAAGUCCAAGCGUCGACGCAUGGACUCUCCUAACUCCUUUCGACAAGCUCGUCCAAGACCCUACUGGGAAGUCUAUAGAAGCCCAGGUUAUCCCUAUACAACAAUGGUGGCCUCAAGGAUCCGGGUCUCUUUCCUUGUCAUCAUUUAUCUCCUCAUUUGAAUCCAGCGGUGCCCCCUUUUCAGCGGCCGCCAGCCUUUACAAGGCGAUCACCUCCUCGACGAAAUCCAUCGCUCUCCGCAACACAACUCUGUACUCGACACGCAGUCCGGGAUCGUACGAACCGGGAUCGACCCUGACACACGUUGACGCUUCCUACUCAAACUCUCAGGACUUUUUAAUGGUACCAACAGUUGGGGAUAUGGUCGGAAAGACAUUAGACGAGUUGAUUGCAAGGUUUGGUGGACGCGGCGUUUAUGGUCCAGGGAUUUUAGACAGUCUUAGGCUGCUGGGAUGGGAAGGAAGCGUAGAGUUGGUGGUUGGCAAGAAUGUCCGCGACGGUAAUAUUGCCAGUGAUGCCACAAGAAGUGUGAGCACAUAUUGGCGGUCUGCCCUGGCGGUAGGCGCAGUAAUGACCUCUUCUGUAUUUUUACUUUAGAUAUUAUAGUUGAUUUCAAAAUAGAUAAAUACACAUGCUACCGACA
Molecule: messenger RNA, 1453 nt
Organism: Spizellomyces punctatus DAOM BR117
Lineage: Eukaryota; Fungi; Chytridiomycota; Chytridiomycetes; Spizellomycetales; Spizellomycetaceae
Exons: 1
Molecular function (GO): metallopeptidase activity
Source: RefSeq, a predicted model, not a curated record